CCUGAUUCUAUAACAACAGACAUAAAUACAACAUACAAGCCCAUGAACAUGGAAGAAAAAGGAUAAAUCAAUAGUAAUCGGCAUAAAACGAUCCGAUGACGCCCAACAAAGCAGCCUGGAUCAAAGCCAUCCAUCAACCCCUCACAGUCGACUCGGCUCCAUAUCCCACUCCAGGACCGGGAGAGCUCGUGGUCAAGAAUGCCUUCGUGGCUGUUAAUCCCGUUGAUUGGAAGAUUCAGGAAUCUGGCGGUUUCCUAACAGAAUAUCCCUGGAUCCUGGGAACAGAUGUCGCCGGUGAAGUCGUCGAGGUCGGAGCGCGCGUUACAAGGUUCAAGAAGGGUGAUCGGGUUAUCAGCUACGCAUUAUCCCUAAUCAAACCCCCCUCCUAUGGCGGAUUCCAACUAUACACCCUCGCCCUUGAACUCGUCACAGCCCCCAUUCCAAAGGAUAUCAAAUAUGAAAACGCCGUCGUGCUACCACUAGCCCUCUCCACGGCCGCGGCGGGGUUAUACCAAUCCGACCUGCUGCAUUUACCUUAUCCGUCCCUGUCCACAGGAACAGACGCAGGUAAAGGUAAAGGUAAAUCAAACGGAACCCUGAUUGUCUGUGGCGCAAGCUCCUCCGUCGGCUCAGCAGUCGUGCAGCUCGCCACCGCGUCCGGAUUAGACGUUGUCGCGACUGCAUCGCCUCGGCAUUUCGCCUACGCGAAGGAUCUCGGCGCGAAGGCUGUUCUCGAUUAUCAUUCCGCGGAUCUUACGGAGAAGGUUGUGGAGGCCGUUAAAGCGACCGGAACGAGGUUCGUGGGGCUGUACGAUGCUGUUGGAAGGGGGGGAUGGGAAGGGAUUAUGGGUCGAUUGAAGGGGAAGGCUGCGACUGUGUUGAAUCCGCCGAGAAAGUUGCCUGUUGGUGUUACGGCUUCGGGGCUAUUCGCGGCAAAUAUAGCUACAAAGUACCAAGAUGUAGCUAAUGCCGUUUGGAGGGAUUUUGUCCCUCAGGCUCUGCAGUCUGGUCAGUUGAAGCCUAAGCUAGAUCCGAUUAUUAUCGAGGGUGGGCUGGAAAAGGUCCAGGCUGGGCUGGAUAGGCAGAAGCAGGGUGUUUCUGCUGCAAAGGUUGUAAUACCUGUAGCAUAGCCAUAGCUGCAGUUGGCAAAGAAGACAGGAUGCGUGCAGAAAACACAUGUAUAUCUUUCUAUGCAUGAGGCGCAUUAAAGAAA
Molecule: messenger RNA, 1213 nt
Organism: Monascus purpureus
Lineage: Eukaryota; Fungi; Ascomycota; Eurotiomycetes; Eurotiales; Aspergillaceae
Source: the annotation of a GenBank genome assembly